AGCUACAACAUAUAUAAAAACCAAUUGAUUUGACCGGGACAGAUUUUCCAUAUGAUUAGUGCGGGGUUCUUUCAAUAGCUACAAUUUCCAUGGUCUUCUUCAUCUCAUUAAUGAUGUUAAACGUCUUGGCAAUUUAGAUUCAUUUUCCGCUUUUCCAUAUGAAAGUAAUAUGUCGAUUUUUAGGAAGUAUUGUAGAAAACCGGCUCUACCUCUUCAACAAUUUUGCAACAGAAUGACAGAGAUAAGACAUCACGGGCUACUCCAUAAUCUUAAUAACGAGUCAUCCAUUCGCGUAUCAAUGCCACGUAAUAAUGAUGAAAAUUGUCAUCAUUAUUCUAAAAUACAAUUUAAUGGAAUAUACCUAAGUACUGAUGUGCAAGACAAUUGCUGUAUUUUACUUGAUGGAUCGAUUUGUAUCGUCUUAAAUAUUGUCGCAGACAAUUUAUAUCGUUUGACUAUUAAACGAUUUUUAGAGGUAGAUAAUUUUUAUAACAUCGGCAUGAAAUCCUCAGCCUUUCAAAUAUAUAAAUGUGGCAGCGUUAGCAGCGAAGUCGUUCUUAUUAACUUGAAUGAAGUGAAAUCGAAAUGCUACAGAAUGCCUCUCUGGGAAAAUACAUCACUGGAUGACAGUGACAGUGAUGAAGAUGAUAUGGAAUCAUCAAAAUACAUUGUCGCAACUAUUAUACACACGGAAUAGAUGAAAAAUAUAUGGAUCGGCUAAAGCGCUUCGUUAAUAAACCCUCGCGGUAUUAAACGACGUCUUCGGAUGAAAGUCCAACAAAGCGAAGGAGGAGCACGGUAGUAGCUACUAUUGGAUCAGGGAUGAUCGACGAGGACUUCGAGGACAUCAGCAAGAUGCUGGAUGAGAAUCCUAUUUUAAAUAAUAAUACACACAUGGCACACUCACAUACACAACAUACACCACAACGCACGCGCAUACAUCGCCGAUCGUACUCCAACAGCAACACCCACACAAUACAGAAAAUUUUACACUUACUACUAAUUGUAACAAAUCAUAUUAUACUAAUAAUACUUUGCCUGAGUUACAGGAAACCGCAAGAACCUGGCCCAUGCAGCAACCAGACACACGCCAUCAUCAUCGUGAUGAAAAUGUAGGAUAUGGUGCCCAUUAUUCACAAGAAAUCACGCAAAAGAAAAAUACAGAGAAAAGGAAAGAAGAGGAUCGACUCGAUCGCGUGGAGGCCGAACUGAAAAGAAUGAAUGGACUAUUACAAAAAAUAUUAAAAUGCAUACAAGAUCGCCAUUUCGUAUCACAGAAGCCAGCUGAACUUCCCAUCUCAUCAAUACAACAGAUGGACGCAUUUGAAAACAUCGAUGAUAAUGAUUAUUCCGAUGUUGUAAAAUACUUCCAAUACAUCGGCGGCUUCCACUUAAAAGAAGCCGUAAAUCUCAUUAAUUGA
Molecule: messenger RNA, 1421 nt
Organism: Formica exsecta
Lineage: Eukaryota; Metazoa; Arthropoda; Insecta; Hymenoptera; Formicidae
Exons: 5
Coding region: 1071-1421 (116 amino acids)
Source: RefSeq, a predicted model, not a curated record